GAACUACUGGAAGAAUCUCUUCGGCUGCCGACCCCGGCAAGUCCAGCGGACUGGCGAGUGGUUCGCCAAGAACCCAGGAGCCUUCGCUGCCUCCUGGGACGAGGAUGGCAUCACAGUCUACCACAUCCCAAACCACGAGAUUCCGGCAGACCUCAAG
Symbiodinium sp. CCMP2456 is the source of this 157-nucleotide messenger RNA. The record is from the annotation of a GenBank genome assembly. Lineage: Eukaryota; Dinophyceae; Suessiales; Symbiodiniaceae.